AUGGCAACUAAACCUUUCCGUGACAAGCUGGACACCGUCGCAGCAACCGACCAACCAUACGAUGGUGAUUCCCCAUCCCAGCAGCAACUCAACGUGUACAACCACGACCUGAGUGGUCCACAUGCCACAUUUUUCUCCCCAGCCAACCAGGCAAGUGUCAACAACAACCAUGGACAAAACCAAUUUCAGAUUGCUGCAGGGGGUAGCCCUGAGCACCGCUGUAUCAGAUCAAAUGAUGCCCUUCACUACAUAAGCCAGAUGCUGAUGGAAGACGUCGACGAGAGGGUCGACAUAUGCCAAGGGGAGGCUGCUCUCCAGGCUGCUGAGAAGCCAUUCCGUGACAUUCUUGGGGAGGUAUACUCGCCGGCUACUAACUGUCCGUCAAUGCACAGCAACAGUAAAUCAGACAACCCUGAUAAGAGUGGUACCAACUUUUACAAGAGGCUCUGGAGCACAAGCUUUAGUAAUGACUGUUCCAGUUGCAACGUGUUACAGCCCUUAACAAACCCGCCGAGUCCAUAUAUCUACAAUAGGAGUCUUUCUCAACAAAACAAUCCAUCAAUAAGUGUUGGACCGACUUCUAGAUCUGGUUUCCCUACCUUGCAAUGUCAGAGAGGUGUCGAGGAGGCAACUAUGUUAGCUCCAAGUAUCGAUAAGCUAGUGAUAUAUUUAGAGAAUGGCAUACUUUCUAUUUCCAAACUGACUACAAAGGCAAAAGUAGGAGAGAUGAGCGAAAACUGGGAUAUCUUGGAAGGAAGGAGCAAUAAACAUCAUGCCAUCACCCCUUGUGCAAUAAUUCAAAAUGAGAAUUUCAACCGAGUUCUGCUAUGCUAUGGUCGGAAGAGUUUUGAUCAAAUAACAAGACUGCAAGAAAGCAUGGCAGAGACAGGAAACAAGAAUCCACAGAAAAGCCAGAGCAAAGGACGUCGGAAGCUAUGGGCUAGGAAGCAACCGAGGAAAGAGUUGGUUGAUGUCAGGACUCUCCUCGUCCAUUGUGCACAAGCUGUGGCGGAAGAAAACCACCUGUUGGCCAGUGACCUCCUAAAGAAGAUAAGACAACACUCUUCAGCAGAUGGUGACUGUAAUCAGAGACUGGCAUUUUACUUGGCGGGUGGCCUCGAGGCACGCUUGGCUAGAAUCGGGGGUCAGGUUUAUCGCAACCUCAUGGAAAAGCGAAAAAUUACCACAGAUUGGUUAGAGGCUUACAGCCUUUUUCUUGCAGCUUGCCCUUUCAAAAGGGCGUCAUACUACUUUGCCAACCAAACUAUUCUUGAUGUCUCACAAAGGCAACAAAGAGUCCACAUCAUCGAUUUUGGCAUCAGCUUCGGCUUUCAGUGGCCGUUAAUGAUUCAAAUGUUUGCACGGCAAGAAGGGGGAGCACCUAAGCUUCGGAUCACAGGUAUAGAAGUUCCUCGGCCAGGUUUGCGCCCCUGUGAAAUGAUCGAGGAGACGGGGAAGCGGUUAGCUGAUUAUGCAAACAUGUUCAAUGUACCUUUUCAGUAUCAGGGCAUUGCCGCUUCAAGAUGGGACACCAUUAAAGUUGAGGAUCUUAACAUUGAUGAGGAUGAAGUUCUCAUAAUCAACUGCAUAUUUCGGAUGAAGAAUCUUGGUCAUGAAACCGAAGCCAUAAAUAGCACAAGGGAUGAGUUAAUGAAAACCAUGAGGAGGGUAAACCCAAAGGUUUUUAUUUCUGGCACAGUGAAUGGGUUACAUAGUUCUCCCUUCUUCAUACAACGAUUCAAAGAGGUUGUGCUCCAUUACUCUUCAAUGUUUGAUAUGCUUGAUACAAAUGUUCCAUGGGAUAAUGAAGCAAGAAAGAUGAUUGGGAGGAUCCUAUUUGGGCGGGAUGCACUUAACAUCAUAGCAUGUGAGCAUGCAGAAAGGACUAGGGCGAAAAGUUAUAGGCAGUGGCAAGCAAGGUUCCUCAAGGCUGGGUUCCAACAGCUUCCUGUUGAUCCAGCCAUCUUAAAGAACAUAGUACACAUGAAGAACUUACAUUAUCAUGAGGAAUUCUUUGCUGUUGAAGAUUGCGGCUGGCUGCUACAAGGAUGGAAAGGGAGGGUACUUUAUGUUGUAUCUAAAUGGAAACCUAAUGAAACAUAUUAUGAUCAGUAA
Messenger RNA from Triticum dicoccoides, 2115 nucleotides. Its product is annotated as scarecrow-like protein 9. The transcript has a single exon. The record is from RefSeq and is a predicted model, not a curated record. The coding region runs from base 1 to 2115 and encodes 704 amino acids. Lineage: Eukaryota; Viridiplantae; Streptophyta; Magnoliopsida; Poales; Poaceae.